Cryptomeria japonica (Japanese cedar) is the source of this 966-nucleotide messenger RNA. RefSeq names its product peroxidase 3-like. Lineage: Eukaryota; Viridiplantae; Streptophyta; Pinopsida; Cupressales; Cupressaceae. Gene Ontology annotation, cellular component: plant-type cell wall; plasmodesma. Bases 1 to 966 code for a protein of 321 amino acids. The record is from RefSeq and is a predicted model, not a curated record. Gene Ontology annotation, molecular function: peroxidase activity; heme binding. Gene Ontology annotation, biological process: hydrogen peroxide catabolic process; response to oxidative stress. The transcript has 4 exons.
AUGGCGAGCAUUUGGAUGGUUGUGCUUGCUUUUCUGGCAAUCAUGUUUGGGUGUGAGGGAUCAGAUUUGAGGUAUAAGUUCUACAAGAAGAGCUGCCCAUCGGCUGAGGACAAGGUUAAGGAAAUGGUGGAGAGGCACGUAGCCAAGGAUCGAACCCUAGCGGCUGCUCUCCUACGCAUGCAUUUCCAUGAUUGUUUUGUGCGAGGUUGCGAUGGGUCAGUGCUACUGAACUCCACAGCAAACAACACAGCAGAGAAAUCCGCCAUUCCAAAUCUGAGCCUGCGUGGAUUUGACGUAAUUGACGAUGUGAAAGCAGAAAUAGAGAAGAUGUGUCCAGGACUCGUUUCCUGUGCUGACAUUCUUGCCCUGGCUGCCCGAGAUGCUGUCGUUGCUGGGAGUGGUGGUCCGUUUUGGCGUGUGAGAACGGGUCGUAGGGAUGGAGUGGUAUCUCAACAAAAUGAGGCUUUGAGCAACAUUCCCUCACCAUUUUUCAACUUCUCACAACUCCAAGCAUCUUUUGCAAGCAAAGGACUCAGCGCCAAAGACCUUGUUGUUCUCUCUGGUGGGCAUACAAUUGGAGUUGGUCAUUGCAAUUUAUUUAGCAAUAGACUUUACAACUUUACAGGGAAAGGAGACACGGACCCUUCACUUGACCCCACAUAUGCCCAAUUUUUGAAGAGCAAAUGCACUAGUCUGGCAGACACUACAACUACUGUUGAAAUGGAUCCCAAUAGCUCCCUCACCUUCGAUAGUCAUUAUUUUUCUAAUCUUCAAGCAAAGAAAGGCCUCUUCCAGUCUGAUGUUGCCCUACUCACAAAUUCUAUUGCCAAAAAGCAAGUUGAGAAGCAGAUGAAGGGUAAUAGCUUCUUUGAAAACUUCAAGAAUUCCAUGCAACAGAUGUCAGAAAUCCAAGUUCUCACUGGAACAACAGGACAAAUUAGACGUCAAUGUGCAUUCAUCAACUAA